AUGGCAGCAACAAACCAAACAAUACCCUUCGAAGCUCUCCCGCUAGACCCGACAGGCCCUCGCGGAAAUGCCUGGGGACGAUUCGGACCCAACGAUGAACUAGGAACUUUGAACCUUCUUACACCAGAGGUGAUCGUAGAGGCUGCCAAGGAAAUUCAGACCGGAGUGCGCAUCUCGCUGGACUGGCCACUCAGCAUGCCCUCUUAUCCGAGCUUCAACCGGAAUCCGUUCAAGCAGGAGAUCGUGCUAAGGAACCCGAACUGUGUUUUCGACGACAUCUUGACGUUUAACAGCCAAGGCUCCUCUCAGUGGGAUGGCUUCAGACAUUAUGCUAAUCAGAAGUCACGGAAGUUUUAUAAUGGACACACAACGGACGAAAUCCAGAACUCGAACGUGAUCGGUCUUCAUACGGUUGCUGAGCAUGGCGGCAUGACUGGCCGUGGCGUCUUGCUAGAUUUUGCCGACUGGGCAGCAACAAACUCCGUCUCAGUCUCGGCGCUCGAGUCUGAGGCUAUCACUUUGGACAACCUCAAGCAGGUGGUGAAAGACUACAAGCUCGAAUUCAGACGGGGUGACAUCUUAUUCAUCCGCAGUGGAUUCACCGCAGCCUACAACGGCUUGAACGAGCAGCAACGGAUAGACAUGCCAAAUCGCCCAAACCCAGAUUUCAGUGGUGUGGAAGCGACUGAAGGUAUGGUACGAUGGCUCUGGGAGCAUCAGUUUGCCGCUGUUGGAGGUGAUGCACCGAGUUUCGAGCGCGCCCCAAUUCGUGGUAGCCAUGCAGACCCUGACUACAACCUUCACGAGUGGGUUUUGGCGGGAUGGGGUACUCCCAUUGGUGAGAUGUUUGAUCUGGAGAAACUCUCGGCACAUUGUAAGGCUACAGGAAGAUAUAGUUUCUUCCUGUCUAGUAUGCCGCUCAAGUCAUCCUGUCACUGGAUUGGACGCUCGACUGACUCAAACCAGGUUGUUGGUGGAGUGGCUAGUCCACCAAAUGCUUUCGCUAUUUUCUAA
Messenger RNA from Penicillium pulvis, 1014 nucleotides. RefSeq lists its product as uncharacterized. The transcript has 4 exons. NCBI's taxonomy places the organism in Eukaryota, Fungi, Ascomycota, Eurotiomycetes, Eurotiales, Aspergillaceae. The coding region runs from base 1 to 1014 and encodes 337 amino acids. Gene Ontology annotation, molecular function: arylformamidase activity. The record is from RefSeq and is a predicted model, not a curated record.